GCUCCGUGUUAUUUUCGGAUGUUACAAACUCCAGAGAUGGUAGAGCGCGGGGCGGACUCGCCUGCCUUUGGAGGCGUUGGUUUCUGUUUCUGUCCAUCUCGCGCGCUAUCUCCACCCUCAAGGGAGAUAUUUCUCCGUUUACCGAGCACCUUUUUUUUUUCCUUAACGCACUGCUGCUAAAUCAAAAUUAGGUGUGACGGACGGACUGCACGAGCUCAAGGGACACCGCGGCAAUUUUGGCACCGGAUUCCCCCCCAUGCACAUCAUCGUUAUGAAUUUCUGGAUUGUGGGGAUGUCGUUAUGUCACGCAGGGUGAACUACAGACGCUUUCACGAUUAAAUCACCCGAGUUGGAAGCGAAAGGAGCACGUAAAGAUGUGCCCAAAUCAAAUAUUACUCAGAUGUUGCCGCGCAUCUUCGGGGUUUUGCACGUAAAUACCUGUUUGGACAUUUAUUUUUUACGCUUCUUUGAUUUCGGUGAGCGUGAUGUGCAGUAGAUUUCUGUGGCCAGAGUUGGCUUCGCCUACAGGCUUAUCACCUUGAUCAUUUUGAGCAUUCAGUAUGAUUUAUGUGCAGCUUGUUGUAACCGUACAGAAUCAAUCAAUGCGUCGUUAAUCUCUGCAGAGUGUUUUUAAUGCCCUUAUAAGUGGCACAUAAUAAACUAAUUGACUCGAUACAUCGUUAAACCAAACGCGUUAACAGUUCAGAUUUUUUUCCCUGAUCGUAAAGCGAAGCAGGGGCUGUUUGGAGUCACAUGUGCCCUGGACAAACAAUUAAGAUGACAAAACCCAUUUACAGAAGAGAUUGUCUUUAUUAUCGAGGAAGCUGCACUGAGAUCCAGGAUUGUACCAUAGUUGGAGGACAGAGAGCUGAGAAAGAAGAGAGGCAGGAGAAGCAGGGGAGAACUGCUGAGCUGCACAACAGAGCCGAGAGGAAAGCCUUGGCUUCAGUGAUGGACUGAGCAGAAGGUGACUGGAGCCCAGAGUACACCUGACAGAGGCAUGUAUGGACAAACUGCAGCAUAGAGGACAACACUGGCCUUUUAUUUGGAAACCGUCGCUCAGGUCUGCACAAACUGAUUCUACCUUUGUCCCAAAAAGCACCUGGAACCUCAACCCCAUCCAAAGUGCCCCGGGGGCCCACCGGAGUCAGUCUGCACCCACAGAUGUGACUAGGCUUGCAAAAUUUCUUCUCCAGGAAGUCCCGUGAUUCUGGCUUUAUGGACACAUCUUCAAAGUCGUGGCUGCCGCAUCAAACUCAGUUUGGGUUGGUUGGUCAAGCGGAGGUUUGCUGUGGCGGACCUGGAGUUUUAACCCCAAACCAAUCUCGCAGGGCAAGUUUUGCCUCUGUAAGGCAGUCAAGCAUGGAAACUCCUCCAAAUGCCACCCCACAGCCCUUCAGACAGCCGAGUUUCCUCAAUCGAAGAUUGAAGGGCUCCAUCAAGAGGGCCAAAAGUCAGCCCAAGUUGGACAGGACCAGCAGCUUCAGACAAAUGAUUCUGCCCCGGUUUCGUAGUGCCGACCAAGAGAGGACACGGUUGAUGCAGAGCUUCAAAGAGUCACACUCGCAUGAAUCCCUGCUUUCUCCUAGCAGUGCUGCAGAAGCAUUGGACCUUGUUUUGGAUGAAGAUGCCAUAAUCAAACCUGUCCACUCCAGCAUUUUAGGACAAGAGUACUGCUUUGAGGUGACCACCAAUUCAGGGACAAAAUGUUUUGCCUGCCGUUCAGCUUCAGAGAGAGACAAGUGGAUUGAAAAUUUGCAACGAGCUAUCAAACCCAACAAGGAUAACAGCAGACGGGUGGACAAUGUGCUCAAACUGUGGAUCAUUGAAGCUCGAGACCUACCGGCUAAGAAACGUUACUAUUGCGAGCUGUGUCUGGAUGACAUGCUGUAUGCGCGCACCACCAGCAAACCCCGAACCGACACGGUCUUCUGGGGCGAGCAUUUUGAAUUUAACAAUUUGCCUACCAUUCGUAGCCUUCGUUUGCACCUGUACAAAGAAACGGACAAAAAAAGACGCAAGGAGAAAAGCACAUAUCUUGGCCUCGUCAGCAUCCCAAUUUCCAGCAUUACAGGCCGGCAGUUUGUCGAGCAGUGGUACCCGGUGAUCCAGUCCAGUGUGUUGGCCAAAAGCGGUGGUGUUGGAAGUGCCAAAGUGAUCAACGCCUCGCUGCGUGUUAAGUCUCGCUACCAGACAAUGAACAUCCUCCCAAUGGAACUGUACAAGGAGUUUGCAGAAUACAUCACCAACAACUACAGAACACUGUGUGCAGUUCUGGAGCCACUGCUGAGUGUGAAAAGCAAAGAGGAGGUGGCGUUUGCCCUGGUGCACAUCCUGCAAAGCACAGGGAAGACAAAGGAGUUCCUGUCCGACAUGGCGAUGUGUGAGGUGGAUCGAUUCAUGGAUCGUGAGCACCUGAUCUUUCGGGAGAACACGCUGGCUACAAAGGCAGUGGAAGAGUACCUCAAACUGAUAGGUCACAGAUACCUCAAGGAGGCUAUAGGUGACUUUGUGCGAGCCUUAUAUGAGUCUGAGGAGAACUGUGAAGUGGAUCCCAUGCGAGUCCCUCCAUCAGUCCUUGCAGACCAUCAAGCUAACCUUCGCAUGUGCUGUGAGCUGUUGCUCUGCAAGAUUAUCAACUCCCUCUGCAUAUUUCCUCGGGAGCUGAAGGAGGUCUUUGCCUCAUGGAGAGCCAGAUGUGCUGAGCGUGGCAGAGAGGAUCUGGCCGACAGCCUCAUCAGCUCCUCCCUCUUUCUUCGCUUCAUGUGCCCGGCCAUCAUGUCCCCCUCCCUGUUUAACUUAAUGCAGGAGUAUCCGGCUGAACGCACGUCCCGCACACUCACACUCAUCGCAAAGGUGAUGCAGAAUCUGGCCAGCUUCAGCAAAUUUGGACCAAAGGAAGAGUACAUGUAUUUCAUGAACGAGUUCCUAGAGAUGGAGUGGGGCUCCAUGCAGCAGUUUCUCUACGAGAUCUCUAACAUGGACACUGGAGGAAACGCUGGAGGAUUUGAGGGCUACAUCGACCUUGGCAGAGAGCUGUCGAUGCUGCACAGCUUACUGUGGGAGGUCAUGGGCCAGCUUAGUAAGGAUGCUAUUCUCAAACUCGGACCCCUACCACGACUACUGAAUGACAUCAGCGUCGCCCUGAGGAACCCGCAGCUCCACAUGCCCACCAAUCACCAGCCCGACCGACCGAAAGACCGACUCUUCUCACGACCAUCUUUUAAUCGUCUCAUGUCCUCUGACUUCCAAAGCCUUAUGAUGCGUGACUUAAACAGUUCAAUAGACAUCUCUCGCCUCCCGUCCCCAACCACUGGAGUCUCUGCCGUAGAAUCCCUUUCAUCUAACCUGAACAUGAGGCGUCACGCAGAACGAGACCUCCGCUCAUCUAGGGAAGUUUUCUAUGUGACACGCCCGCCGUUGGCUCGAUCCAGCCCUGCAUACUGCACGAGCAGCUCUGACAUCACUGAACCUGACCCAAAGGUCCAUAGUGUGAAUAAAAGUGUGUCCAUGAUGGACCUUCAGGACUCCCGUAUGAACAGCAUCUCCAACCUGAACUCUGUGGGUGACAUGCUCACCUCCUCUCAGGCAUCCAUCGCUGGCCUUGCCCACAGUUUUGGGAACCUCAGCGGUCCUCUGCGUAUGGGAGGCUCCGGUUUGAGACUGAGCCAGAUGGGCCACGUAGGGGGGCCCACCGAAUCCAUCUCUCAACAGCAGCAGCAGGCGGCAGCUGCCAUGAAUUUCCCGCUGUCUUUCCAGAACCCGCUAUUCCAUCUGGCUGCCCAGAACUCCCCAGCUCAGUCACAGCCUCAUCCCCCUCCUCUCCUCCUUGCUCCUGAGCCCGAGAAUGGCCACCAUGACUACCAGCCGGCUUUCGGCAACAACGCUUUCUCCCGCAGCGAAGACUUGUCGGGCCUGCGGUCGCAGAGCAGUCUGGUGCAGCCCAGCAUUGUCCACUCACACAGUUACAGCGAUGAUUUCACCCGACAGAAUCAGAACAACGACUACGCUUGGCACCAGCUGUCACUGCAGGUGCAGGAAUCUCUUCAGCAGCAGCAUAUGAUGGGAGUCGCUUCACAGACAGCCACCGGAACGGGUACCCCCGCCUCUCUGGCCACACCCCCCACUACAGUUCACCCUGUCCGCCAGUCAUCCAUGGCCCCUGGACAACACCUCAAGUCACAGCGCUCCAUGAACAAUUCCGCCACCGCCACCCCUCCAAAGGUACGCCCGCAGAGCAGGAAUCUCCUCCUCGACUCCUCUGACAACAACUACAGCGGCAGUCAGCCGAAACAGCGCCAAACUCAGCAGCAGUCGCAACAACAGCAGCAAACUCAGCAGCAGCAGCAACAACAGGACGCGCAGCUGUCCGUCACAGACAGUCCAGCUCCUGGGCUCCCGUACCAGACAAGCUCCGCCAAAGAGAACCAGGGCCCGUCAGCUGCUGCAGAGGUAUCAACAGACACGCCAACAAAAAGCACCAAGAAGCCUCAGGCACAACUGCAGCCGCCACAGCAGCAUUUGCUCAAACCAGGCAAUAAACAGGGUUCAUCAUUGAGUUCACCAGCCCUCAAUGAGCGGACAGUGGCCUGGGUGUCCAACAUGCCUCAUUUAUCUGCUGACAUCGAGAGCCUGCGGCCAGACCGUGAAGGACAGCUGAAAGAGUACUCCAAGAGCAUGGAUGAGUCACGACUGGAGAGGGUAAAAGAGUACGAAGAAGAGAUACAUUCCUUAAAGGAAAGGCUGAAGAUGUCGCAUCGUAAGCUUGAAGAGUACGAGCAGAGGCUUGUGUCACAGGAACAGCAGACAAGCAAGAUCCUGAUGCAGUAUCAAAAUCGCCUGGACGACAGCGAACGGCGUCUGAAGCAGCAACAACUGGAGAAAGACUCCCAAAUCAAAGGCAUCAUCAACAGACUCAUGGCUGUGGAAGAUGAGCUGAGAGGGGGUGCCAUUCCUGAUAUUAAGCCUCGAAUCCUCACAGACCAGUCUUUCAACCAGGGCUAUGGUGGCCACCCAGGAUCCUGACUGCCGCUACCAAGGUGACCAGAGCUCAUGAUGGUCACCCGGGUGUAAGAAGACUGACUCAGAUCCUCCCACAAACACCCGUGAAGAGAAACUUUGAUUUGUAUCCAGCAGGACCACUGGAGGCUUCAUCACACUUUUUUAAAAAGAACUUUGCACAUACUCAAACUUAGCCUGUACGAGAACUUGACAAUCAGUUUAGCAUGAGGACCAAUGUGUGCAGGGAAUCAUCCGCACAUUCUGACCGAAAUCUAAGCCAAUGCCACAACAAUGGCAAUACUGAACCUAAUGAGUUUCUUUAUUCAAUCAGAAGUGAGAGAAGAUGAAAACACUGGUUUUGAAGAUGAUUUCGUUAUUUUCCCCUCUACUAACAGCACACUUAACCUCUCACUUAAGUUGCUGCAGACAAAGUGUAGACGACUUUUACAAGCUCAAUACCCCUUCAUGGCGAUGCCUGUGACAAGCAACAAGAAUGUUGUUAAAUCAUUUGCCAUCUAAGGCCGUAGAUACAGGGUACAGGCAGAGAUCUGCAACUCUAUUUGAUUCUAAUUUAAUCAAUUAGUUUCAUAUUCACACUUCAAAGUAAUUGAAAUGUACAAGGAGAACCAUUAUGAUUUAACGCAUCCUUCAUAGUGAAGCCAUUCCAUUUGAAGAGAUGCCAUACAAAUAAACAAUCAACUGACUGCUAUACAAUCUAUGUGUUCCUUUGGCACGCUGUAUAAAGCAUUUUUGAUCUCCCAAAGCUAAGAAACCCUUUCAAUAACUGAAAUACUUCACAAAGUAAUCUGUGUUUUGUUUACUUUGUAGAAGAGUUGAUCACAAUAUGGAUUAUAUAUGGCUUUUCAAAGCAGAGGUAUAAAGUGCUUCCAAAGUAAUUCAGGAAAAAAUACCUAAAAUGAAAGAUGAAGCAGGUGAAAAUUAACAAAAAAAAAUUGACUUUAAAGGGGCGUUCCACUUUUUUUUACACACUACAGGAGCACUUCUGAAUUUGUAAUGCAAUUUUUGAUGUUCUUUAUGGAUCUAAUUAAACAAUUAGUAAACUAAUGCUUGAGCCCAUGCUAGGUUCUCUUAAAACAUAACUAAAAACAUGUUACAUUCUAGUGCCAAAGGAAGCAAUUCCAUAAAUGGAUUCAUCUACACAUCAGAUUUUUACAAAGAAAGGCAUACUAGCAGCUGCUUAUACUUAUACUUAUACUCUACUCAAGCUAGCGUGUUUAGUCAGACUGCUAUCACUGUACGGAUGUGAAUUCUGUUUGGUUCACAAUGUGAGCCCUACAGAUGUUGCCUGGCCCAGCUGGUUUCAUUUAAACAUGCACUUACCUUAUCUAGAUGGGACAUCCAGAUAUGAACUACCUUUUAUAUCCAGGUGUAAGUAGAGUAAAACCAACUUUACCCAUUUCAAUGAAAACGCCCGCAGGAAGGUAAAGCUAGCAUACAUUUCUGAAAGAUAAAAAUGCUACUUUUACCUUCGUUAUAGCAACAGAAGGGCUCCAGCUCAGUUGCUGGUGUAUGAUUGUUUCACAUCUGAAGGACAGUGUUGGUCUGAAGCCAGCCUGAACUAAUCGAGCCUCAAAACUGAUGAGUCAACUUAAAAUAUAAUCAUGGUCUGCCAUUUCCAUUAUUAAUUAUUUCUCAGCCUUUUCAUUUUUUUUGUACAGCACUUUGUAACAUUGGUUUGAAAAUGCUGUAUGAAUCAAUUUUAAUAAGUAUGAUUAUAAACAUUAUGUGCAACUGGAAACAAAUCGUAUUAUAGCAAGUGGUGAAUUACUCAUCUGUUGUGUUUAAUGUUUCUGAAGCAUAGAUGUGCAACAGUUCUGCAUGUGCUUUUUAAACUGCGAGGACAAGUAAGUCGAUUUGUUGUCGGAUAUUAUAAUGAACAAAAAUGAAAACUUUGACAUGCUUUCUCACGGGAAGGCAUCUUUUUUUAUCAACCUGCUGACUCUUCCGCUUUUUUCAGAAGAGGUUGCAUUCUGCCUUUUGCAUUGUACGACAUACAAGUACUUAAUGAAGGCAACAGAGCAAACAGACCAACAAAAGGUGGAGAGACAGUGAAAACAACAGGACAAUAAAGAGCAGGGAUAUGUAGUAUAUGUGCAUAGGAUUUGACUGCCUUACAGUCUGUGCCACAGGGCAAAAAUAAAAAUGCCAAUACAAAACAA
Messenger RNA from Notolabrus celidotus (New Zealand spotty), 7181 nucleotides. It is a transcript of the gene syngap1a, whose product is annotated as synaptic Ras GTPase activating protein 1a. Gene Ontology annotation, biological process: regulation of GTPase activity. The coding region runs from base 1219 to 5025 and encodes 1268 amino acids. The transcript is spliced from 21 exons. Lineage: Eukaryota; Metazoa; Chordata; Actinopteri; Labriformes; Labridae. The record is from RefSeq and is a predicted model, not a curated record.